This is a messenger RNA of Paramecium pentaurelia, 1812 nucleotides long. The record is from the annotation of a GenBank genome assembly. Lineage: Eukaryota; Ciliophora; Oligohymenophorea; Peniculida; Parameciidae.
AUGAAAUCAUUAUAAGGUGAUAGUCCAAUCACACCCUUAACCGAGAAGUCCAUACUUUUAACUGACAAUAAUAAUGAAGAUUAAUUUUAUCCUUUAAGCUAAUAAAAUAAUUUAAUGCACGAAUAAUAAUAAUAUAAUCAAAAUCAUUUACUAAAUCCAAGAAUUUUGACUCAAAAACAAAAUCUUCAUAAUAAAUUAAAUUAAGAAUAUUAAGAAUUAAUGUAGAGAAGAAAUUAAUUAAGAAAUAGUUAUGAAUAACAAUAAUUGCAAUAAUGUUCAUUUAAACCAAGAAUAAGUUAAAAAAGCGUAGAAAUGAAAUCUUAAGAUAUGUCACAACCUCGUUAUAUGUCACCUAAAAAAAUUUAUAUUCAAGAUUGUACUUAGACUCUAUAGACUCAGCAAUCACCAAAAUAAAAAAAUAAGAAGAAAUCAAAUAAAGAGAAUCUUUGGGAAAGACUUAGUCAAAAUAAGUAAAGUGUUCAAUUAUAGAUGUCUAAUCCUAUUGUUCUAGAAUAAGCAAAUUAAGAAAGAAUAGAUUAAACUAAAAUAAACGAAAUAGUGAAUAGAUUAUAUAAUUAAACCUGUAUACCUAAGAAAUUAAAAUAAUAAAAUGAUAGUAAUCAUAUUUAAGGUUCUUUAAGAGGAAGUCAUAACGAAAAAUUGGUUAUACAUUACUUUGUUAGGGAAUUUUAUAAAGUAUUGACUUAGGCUAGAUGUGAAACUUUGGAUGAUUUAAAAUAUAAUUAGUAAAUGACAUUUUAAUUUUAAAUUGAAAAUGAUUUAUGUUUGAUUACAAUAAAUGAAUUAUGUUAGAUUUUGGAUAAUUUAGGAUUUGUUCCAUUAGAAAAUAAUCAAUUAUAAUUUCAAAUAUUUCAACAUUUGUAAUGUCCUCCAGAUUUUGAUAUGAUAUUAUCUAGAAAUUUAUUGUGUUUCUUAUUAUGUGUGUAAGGUUAUCAUAAUGAAAUCGAAUAAAUUCCAAAUUAUGAAAAUUAAUACAAAAUUAACUUUCCUAUUUAAUUUAAUAAUGGAAUAACACAAUUUAUAAAUGGAAACUUAAGAGUCUAUAAUCCAGAUCUAUUACUAUAAAAAUAUAAUAUAUUAAAUGUGAAUCAUUUGGCUUAUAAAAAAAAUAGAGAUUUACAUUAAGAUGUAAACACAUCUUUUAAGACAAAUAAAUAAACUUAAGUAUUAGCAAUUUAACAUAGAAAAAGAGUGGCAUCAGAAAUUUAACAUUAAAAUGUUACUUUAAAUGAUUAUGACUAAAUUUACAAUAAAAAGAAAUAAAAAUUAAUUGAAGAAUAAGAAAGAAUAAACUAAGAAUAAUGUACUUUUAAUCCAUAAAUAAAUGAUGCUCAAGUUAAAUCAAAAUAUUUAUAAUCUAAAUAACAGAAGUUAAAUGAUUAAGUAAAUCAAUCCUAAAUUAAUAUACCUUAAUUUACACCCAACACUUUAAAAAAUAAACCUGUAGUUGUAUAGAUGAAACCAACAACAAAUAGUAAUGUAGCUAUUGAAAGAAUGAUAAAAGGAAGAGUAUAAAGAUAAUUGAGUUAAGCAAUUAUUAAAUAAGGAACAUGUAAUUCUAAAAAGAGAUAGUAGUUAGAAGAAUAAAUUUAUGAAUAGGAGUUGGGUCAUAAAUAACCAUUAAUGUUUAUAGAUGUAAUUAUAGAUAACAAUAAAAAAGAGAGGAUUAUAGUAAAUUAAAAUGAUACAGCUGCAAAAUUAGCCUCUUAAUUUAUAGAGAAGAAUAAGAUUGAUAAGAGUCAUUAAGAAAAUUUAAUAAAGUUAAUUUAACAACAAUUACCUAAUCAUUGA